Messenger RNA from Laetiporus sulphureus 93-53, 2430 nucleotides. RefSeq lists its product as uncharacterized. The transcript is spliced from 4 exons. The record is from RefSeq and is a predicted model, not a curated record. NCBI's taxonomy places the organism in Eukaryota, Fungi, Basidiomycota, Agaricomycetes, Polyporales, Laetiporaceae. The coding region runs from base 1 to 2430 and encodes 809 amino acids.
AUGGCAGCUCACCUGGUGCUCUGGUUCGCUAGGCUGGUCCUGAAUUCUGGCUUUCACCUUAGGCAGGCAGUCCUGGUGGUCGAGCCUCAGCAAGACUCUGAGCUGCCCAAAGCCUCAAAGCGCAAGGCCACCCCCAGGAUCGACCUCGACGCCCACUACAAGCAUCAGAAAAUCAACAAGGAGCGUGGAAGGCUCCUCACACUUGCGUCACUAGGCGCAUCGUCCACAGACAGGCAGCGAGCAGCAGCUAGAGUUGUAGAUACCACACACAUCAUAAAGCGCGGAAUCAUCUGCAAGCCACGCAAUCACACCCCACCGCUCGAAUGCUACAAGCCCAGAAAGGGACAUCUUACCACUGGUAGUCACAAGCCGGCACCGCCCCCAGAGCUCAUAACCUCCAACGCUGUUUCCCCCAUCAUUGUUGCUCCACAGCCAGUGCGACCCCUUUCCAACUUCGUUAAAGUCAACACACAUGCACAACCCAUUCGCCCUCUUCCAUCCAAAGUCAGGCCCACCCUCCACAUCGAAACACUCAAGAAGCAGGUCUCCGCUACCCGCUUCAGACUACAACCGAUAUUAGGAGUGUUCUGGGAGAGAAUUGAUCAGGACAAACAAAAGAAGGUACAACUCCUCGCAUCGGAGUUAGACAAAGUCUGCGCAGACCUCUACAUGGGAACUCACGAAUACACCUUCGUCGACAAACAGGUCAUCAACACGUGCUGUCUAGAAAUAGGAAGGAUCAACUUCAAGGAGAUAGGGAAGCAGCAGAGGUUAGACGAGAUCUUUAACUACAUCUACAUCACAAUGGAAGGAGCCGAUCGUGCAUAUGCAUCCAUGUUCAGGCAAAGAAUGGAUGACAUUCUGCAUACAAACGUCGAGUCAGCACAUGACGGAAGCACCCCACGCGCCUCGCAGCGCAAUUCACCAGAACCUGCACUAGGACCGCAGGAUUCUGCAUCGCAAGUUGGAGGACCAGCGUCCCCAACCCCAUCACUCUUACCUGCCUAUGUUCCCCCCAUCUGGGAAUUCGACGGACACCAGUUCGAGCAUCUAGAAGAUGCGCUCAGACAGUCCGCUCCUGGAGAAGUCCCGGAUCACAUCCGCGAAUGGGUUAUUGUGGCGAUGAAGCUCACGGUCAGUACCGAAGUCGCCAAGGUCUACAAUGUGCUCGGAAACAAGAUGUACGAGCACAAGAAAGCCUUCGAGUCACUAAUCCAAAACAACAAGAGCGAACACCGACUCAAAGAAGGAAUGCUCCAGACAGAGAUCGGGAAGCUCAAGGAUAGGAUCCUCGUGCAAGAUGCGCAUAUGACAGUUUUGAAUGAUGAGCUCACUGUCACAGCGGCAAUGCUCAAUACGGGCAAAGAAAUGAUGGAAAUCAAGGCAGCUAACGUCAAGCUGCGACAUGAGCUAGCUUCGCUCAAAGCAAGCGGCGUCACUGUGAUGCAAGGUCAAAUGUCCGGCAUGGUCCAAUCACACAAACCCCACAUCAAAAUUGCUGAGCCUCCACACUACUCGAGCAAAGGAAGUCUGGAGGAUUGGCUCCAACAACUCGGUAUAUGGAUGCGGUGGAAUGAGAUCAAUGAUGACGAGCACAAGAUCACCAUGGCCCUGCUGCAUUUGGAAGGAGGCGCAUUCACAUACAUGUCCAAAUAUGCGACCAGAGCAGCAGCACGGCAGGCACUUGGCACAUGGGAAGACUUCAUCAACAUUCUCAAAGUAAACUACAGGACCCUCGACCCGGACAAGGAUGCGCAGCAGCAUUUGAAGGAUAUCUGCGGCAAGACGUAUCCCACAAUGGUAUCCUUCGCAGAACAGUUCCAUCAAUGGGCCACUAAGACCAACUUAGGGCACACUGCACUCAUCGGUUACAUCGCUGAACACCGAAGCAAGGACGUACGCCAGGCAAUGGUCACACGAGACAGCCUAGGAAUUUCCAACCCCAUCACAUGGCUGGAAUACCUCGAUCUGUGCCUUCAACUGGAGUCCAAGUUCAGAGCCGACAAAGCAGGACAAUGCGGAACGGUUACAACAUCAUCAUCAUCGGCACCACGGGCCCUGAAAGACUCCAACGCAAUGGUCGUGGAUCGAGUAUCCACCCUCACCAAGGAACAAGAAGGAUGGCUGGAGAAGAAGCUGUGUGUACGAUGUGGGAAACACCCCUUCAUUUUUAAACAGCGAUGCCCAGACCCCAAGUACAAAGGCAAAUUCGAAAUGCCGAAACGGGGCCAAGCAACAAGGGCAAUUUCUUCAAACACAGCCUCAGACAUCUCCGACGACAGCAAGGCGAGAUAUGAAGCAGUCCGUGCUUUCAUCGCCAGCUACGACGCGAAGGGAAAGGAAAAGGAGGCAGAACCGGAACCAGCUGUUGAAGCAGCUAGGAUCACGGAGGUAGAAGAUGAUGAGGAUUUUCUUCAGUGGGUUCUCUGA